Rhagoletis pomonella (apple maggot) is the source of this 2696-nucleotide messenger RNA. RefSeq names its product neuroligin-4, X-linked-like. Gene Ontology annotation, biological process: chemical synaptic transmission; postsynaptic membrane assembly; modulation of chemical synaptic transmission. Gene Ontology annotation, molecular function: signaling receptor activity; neurexin family protein binding. NCBI's taxonomy places the organism in Eukaryota, Metazoa, Arthropoda, Insecta, Diptera, Tephritidae. The transcript has 9 exons. Gene Ontology annotation, cellular component: synapse; postsynaptic membrane; cell surface. The record is from RefSeq and is a predicted model, not a curated record. The coding region runs from base 1 to 2580 and encodes 859 amino acids.
AUGCCAGACGAAAAAGAUCUAAAAAGAUGUUUCCUAAACGCAAACACAGAUCGUUACUCAAAACUGCCAGCCAACUAUGGCCUAAUGGACAUUAUUGCUGCGCUGCACUGGUUGAAGGAGAACAUCGCUGCCUUUGGUGGUGAUCCGCAAAGUAUUACACUGGCCGGUCAUGGCACGGGUGCAGCGUGUGUGCAUUUUCUCAUCUCAUCGCUGGCAGUGCCGGAAGGUCUGCUCUUCAAUCGCGCCAUACUCAUGUCCGGCUCCGGGCUGGCGCCUUGGUCGCUAGUCAGCAAUCCCGCGAAAUAUGCAGCCAUUGUUGCACAUCAUGUGAAUUGUGCGCCUGAUCUGCCGCAUGCACAUCUCAUGAAAUGUCUGCGGGAUAAGACGCUGGAGCAACUGCUGGGCGUCCCCAUACGUCAGCCAGAAUUCGGUUUUGCCUUUGGACCGAGCAUUGAUGGCGUGGUAAUCGAUGGCGGCGACUAUGUGCCGCCAGCGCCUGGCUCAGCGGCUGCACAAGCUCAAGCCUCGACUGCUGGGAGUGGUGGCCUCGGUGGUGGUGCGGGCAUUGCAGCUGCGGGUGGCUGGGGUACACCAGGACAGCUGGAGAAUAUUGUAUUAAUGAGGAAAACAGCCAUUAACAAGUUGUCAAGAUAUGACCUGUUAGCUGGUGUUACACGUGCCGAAGCAUUUUUCUCCUUCAAUUCCGGCGACGUACAGUAUGGUAUUGAGGCGGAUCGUCGUUCGAAAAUACUGAAAGCCUAUGUACGAAAUACAUACACGUACCAUCUGAAUGAAAUAUUCGCGACGAUUGUUAAUGAGUACACGGAUUGGGAGCGACCGGUACAGCAUCCAAUUAAUAUACGCGAUGAAACCCUUGAGGCGCUUAGUGAUGCUCAGGUUGUGGCACCGGCUGCACAAACCGUCGACCUACACUCAGCGGAUCACCGAAAUUCAUAUUUGUAUGUCUUUGACUAUCAGACCAGAUAUGGAGAUUAUCCUCAGCGCCAAGGCUGCAUACAUGGCGAAGACCUGCCCUAUAUAUUCGGUGCACCACUGGUUGGUGGCUUCAGCCAUUUUACACGAAAUUACACGAAAACCGAAAUAAAUCUCUCCGAAAUUGUAAUGCUAUAUUGGUCGAAUUUCGUGCGAACUGGCAAUCCAAAUGAGCAAAUGGAAGGCGAUCAUCCGAAUAGUCGACAAGAGCGCAGUCGUUACAAGACAAUCGAGUGGACUGCAUAUGAGAGCGUGCAUAAAAAAUAUUUGAAUUUCGAUACAAAACCAAAGCUUAAAAAUCACUAUCGCGCGCAUCGCUUAUCCUUCUGGUUGAAUCUCAUUCCCGACCUGCAUAAGCCAGGCGGUGAUAACGUGCCUGCCGCACAUCAUCAACUACUCGACGAUUCAGAUGAUGAAGUGGACAAUAAUAUUGCAAGCGACGCAACGAUAAAACCACUUAACCCACCCUAUUCACCGCAUGCCGGCACUGCUGCACUUGGCAACUUCACGCUUUUCACCAAUCAAGUAUUCUCGCUGCUCAAUCUCUCAUCGCCCUCAUCGGCACGCAACGCUUCGCGUUAUGGUGGCAAAAUAUACGCAGGCGAUGACGCUGGCGAAGCGCAUGCGGCGGGCAGUGGAGCGCCACCCGAUGCACAAGACGGCUUUGCGGCCUACUCAACAGCCUUGAGCGUGACAAUAGCCAUCGGUUGUUCACUGCUCAUACUCAACGUGCUCAUAUUUGCAGGUGUUUACUAUCAACGCGACAAGACACGCCUUAGUGAACCGCGCGCACAAACAAAACUGAAGCGGCAGGAAAACGGACAAAUGCCAAAUAAUAUCUGCGGGGAUCUCGAAACGCUUACUAUACACACAAAAAGUGAUCCGGCAACAAUACUCUCACAUCAUCAUGCGCUGCAACAUCAACACCAAUUGCCGCCACCCGAAUUUGCGGACAUACCACAUCGUGCGCCGCCACCACCGAAGCAUUUGAAGUCGCUGCAGGAUGCGGCUGGUGGCAUGAAUGCGGGUGGCGCACUCAAUGCGACGGGCAGCGGCAUGGGUGGUGGUGGAAUUAUUGCUGCUAGUAUGAGUGGCAGCAAUGGGGCGGGUGGUGGAAGUGGUGGCGGUGGUGGUGGUGGUGGUGGUGCUGGUGGUAUAGGACCAGGUAGUAGUGGGAGCAGCGUUAGUGGCGGUGGCGCUGGCAAUAUGAUGGGUCUCAUGCCACCGCCACAUGCACUCCAAGUAAUGGGCAAUCAGUGUGGUACACUAACUAAGAAGAGUUGUAUGAAACAAACGCAACAACAGCAACAACAACAAAUGAUUGUUACGCAUCAGCAACAUUUGCAGAAUCAUCAUAAUCAGAGUAUGACGACGGCGUUGAUGGGUGGAGGAGGUGGUGGUGGCGGUGGCGGUGGCAUCAGCGGCCCACCACCCCCUUCAGUAUCAAGCGCUCAGGCGCAUCCACAUGCACAUGCGCAGCAGCAACAGCAACAGCACCAUCAGCAGCAGCAGCAACACCAACAACAACAGCAAGCACAACUACAACAAACCCAACAACAUCCGCUAAUGGAUGAAUUGCGAGUGUGACAUUAAUUGACGGUGCGUUUCAAAUGUGAUCUCUAGCGGUGAUUAAAUGAAUGUGAAUGUGAUUGUGAUUGUAAUGACGAUAGCGGUGAUGAUGAUGAUGAUGAUGGUGAUGAUGA